AUGGAUUUGAACAGUAUACUACACUCCAAUUCAAACGCUGCCGGCAUUGCAGGAUCUUUGUCUCAUCAAAUGAACGGUGUCAGUGCUCCGUAUGCAGGCCAUGCGGUCCCUGCACCCAACGAUAUGCAAUGGACUCAGGUGCCUGGUGGUGCCUACUACUACCCUCAAUUCGCCGCCUCUACAGCUACACCGAUGCUGCGACAACUUUCAUCUCAAGGUCAAGUGCCACAGUACUACGCCGUACGAGAUAAGCAAACCGCCUCAUCCAACAUGCCCGCAACACAACCCCAGCACCAGUCUCAACAACUCCCUGGUUAUGGAAGCCCACAACUCACAUCUAACUCGCUCAUGCCAAACAUGAAUAACCCCUGUGCAGAUACUCAAAGCCCGUCAACACAACACGUUCCUCCGUUGAAACGCAUGUGUCCGUCGUACAUGGAGGUUCACAACCCCUCUGUCAACAACGAUACGAAUGCGUCUCCGUCCUUUGGUAUGCCUAAUGGUUACAUGCCAUCUAUGAACGGAAACGUUCGAAAUCCUCUUUUGCCUUCGAAUACAUUAAAUCAGGGCUACAUGGGAGGCAUGCCCAAUUAUCCCAUGAACUUCCCCCAGCAAAAAAAAUUGCCCUCUGAAACACUGUCGGACGAGGAUGUUGCCAUGCAACUGAUACGUUUGGGAGAACCCAUCAUGCCCAAGUUUCCCUACGGUUACGACAAUGCUUCCAAACUUCCGCCCGUAGCCCAGCUUCAAACCAUUGCUUCCCCUUCCAUGAUGGCGCCUAAUGGUGUCAAAGUGGAGGAUAUGCCGUAUGGCGGCGACUCGCUGCAGCGGCAGAACCUGGUGAAUGCCCAGGAGGGGGCGAUGAAGAGAAACCGCAACGACUACGCUGUCCCCCCUAAUGAUUACAAUCCGUAUGCACCUCGACCCAUGACCAUGCCCUACCAUGAUGUUAUGGGUGCAGGUUUUCCCAACAUUAUGGAGCAAACUUCGGGUCUGCCGAUGCCUAUGCCGUUCCCAGUGAACGACUUAAAAUCCGCUUAUCCCCCCGUAGGUAACGGAAUGCCUCCCGCUAACGGUGCUGUACCAGCUCAAGUCACCGGCCCUGUACACUCAACCACAAACAGUCGUUGUGCUAGAUGCAAGCGUUCGAAAAAGGGUUGCGAUCGUGAACGGCCAUGUGGACGUUGUCGUGAUGCUGGUCUUACUAGUGCUGAAUGUGUUAGUGAUGAUGAACACCCUGCUGUUACGGCGAGAAAGCCUCGUGGAAGAGGUCGUGGCAGGCCCAAGACUCGCGCGUAA
This is a messenger RNA of Schizosaccharomyces japonicus yFS275, 1299 nucleotides long. RefSeq names its product transcription factor. The transcript has a single exon. Gene Ontology annotation, cellular component: nucleus. Bases 1 to 1299 code for a protein of 432 amino acids. Gene Ontology annotation, biological process: regulation of transcription by RNA polymerase II; regulation of DNA-templated transcription; DNA-templated transcription. The record is from RefSeq and is a predicted model, not a curated record. Gene Ontology annotation, molecular function: DNA-binding transcription factor activity, RNA polymerase II-specific; DNA binding; zinc ion binding. NCBI's taxonomy places the organism in Eukaryota, Fungi, Ascomycota, Schizosaccharomycetes, Schizosaccharomycetales, Schizosaccharomycetaceae.